AUGACGGUCAUAACCCGCACCCGUCUAAAAGACGGCCUCACCUUCUCCCCGGCCGACGUCGACACCCCCGAGUCGUCGGGCAUGGGCGUGCUCAUCGGCCUGCUCUCGGCGUUCGGCUCCGCGGCGCUCGUGGCCGCAAUCUUUGCCGUCAUCUACUUUUUUCGCUAUACGUCGCGCGGGCGCAUCCUGCUGGACCGGAUAGGGCGGCCCGGCGAGUAUGAUGAUGAGCAGGCGCUGGCGAGGGAGGAGGCGGAUGCGCUGGAGGAGAUGGACGAGAUCUCGAGGGAGGACUAUUUUAGGGCGAAGGCGUUCAUAGAGGCGAACCCGCCUGACUCGGUGCCGACGGAUAUAUCGCUGUCGCAGUUCCUGGCGAUCCAGGAGAAGGGCGUGUCGGCGUGGGAGUUUGAGGCGGAGCUCGAGAUUGCGAAUUGCUUUGUGGAGGCCCGGACGGAGAUUGAGUUCUACGACAGCGUGUGCUCCGUGCAGAGCAAUCUACCGGUGCCGAAGCAGAACGAGGUGUAUUACUGGGAGGCGAAGCUCUACGAUAAGCCCGAGAGCACGCUCGUAUCAAUUGGCAUGACUACGAAGCCGUACCCGAUGUUUAGACUGCCUGGCUGGCAUAAGCACUCAAUCGCCUACACCUCGACCGGCCACCGCCGCCACAACCAGCCCUUCAACGGCACAACCUACGCGCCCCCCUACCACCAAGGCGACGUCAUCGGCGUCGGCUACCGUCCCCGCACCGGCACAAUCUUCUUCACGCGCAACGGCAAAAAGCUCGACGACGCCGCCCACGGCCUCAAGUCACUAAACCUCUUCCCCACCAUCGGCGCAAACGGGCCCGCAUCCAUCCACGUCAACUUUGGCCAGCUCGGCUUCGUCUUCAUCGAAGCAAACGUCAAGAAAUGGGGGCUCGCCCCCGCCUCCGGCUCCCUCGCACCACCACCCCCAUACGGCUCCGAGCAGGGCAGCAUCCUCCUCGAGACGGGCCAGCGCGGUCAGCAGCUACAGCAGCAGCACCACCAGCACCACCAGCAGGGAUACUUUGAGCACCCGCCCCACCGCCGCCGCCGCCGCCACCGCCACAAUCGGACAUCGUCGUCGGCGGUCACGCCCACGUCGCCGGGCCCGCAGAGGAGCCCCACGGAUAUCUCGUUGGCGAACAUCAGUUUUGAGGCGACGCAGGCGGCGCGCGGCGCGAGCCCGCCGCCGGAUUAUAGCUCGCAGGACAGCUCGAGCGAUAGCAGCGAUGACAGCGACGAGGAUGGGAGGAGGAGGGUUGGGGAGCGGGAGAGACUGCUGGCCGUGGUUAAUGUGGGGAGACGGUCGCCGACGCCGGCGUAUGGAGAUGUGGUGAGGGAGGGUGCUGGAGGGGGGGUUGGGGGGAGAGGGAGGAGUGGGAGUGCGCCGGCGGGGCCGAGUGGUGGACAUGCGGCGUUUAGGGUGUUUUAG
This is a messenger RNA of Morchella importuna, 1452 nucleotides long. RefSeq lists its product as uncharacterized. Bases 1 to 1452 code for a protein of 483 amino acids. The transcript has 4 exons. Gene Ontology annotation, molecular function: protein binding. Lineage: Eukaryota; Fungi; Ascomycota; Pezizomycetes; Pezizales; Morchellaceae. The record is from RefSeq and is a predicted model, not a curated record.